Molecule: messenger RNA, 1602 nt
Organism: Haliotis rubra (blacklip abalone)
Lineage: Eukaryota; Metazoa; Mollusca; Gastropoda; Lepetellida; Haliotidae
Exons: 2
Coding region: 109-672 (187 amino acids)
Source: RefSeq, a predicted model, not a curated record
CUGUCAACGCCAACAUUGUUGCUGGUCGUUGCUUACAUGUAACUUGUCCUGUCAAGCAACCAAAGGUCCCUCCAUGGCAUCGCCUACGUCUCCGUGACGACUGACAACAUGACGGCGUCCACGCAGUUCUACACUCAGGUUCUGGGAGGGAUGCUGGUGCCAGAGUUGACCUUCACCUUCAGUGGAGAUUCUCACUACUACCGGAUGUUCCAGAAGGAGAUCCUGGACGCCAGAACACAAGGGGUUAACCCUGCCCAGCUGGGAAGACCGGAUAUAUGGGAUAACGGUACUCACGAGGUGCGAGGUAACUUCAUCGUUUUUGACAACGGCAUCAUCCAACUUGUAGAGUAUGUGCUGAAAUCUGACAUUGUCUUCGACAUCCAUGAACGUCGCACCAGCCCCUGUUAUAUCGCAGCCCCACAUAUAUGCUUCUGGGUCAAGGACGACGUGCAUUUCAACCAUUACAUUGCAGAACUAGAAAGAAGGUCACAUGAAAGAAGGUCAUUUCAUCAGGUCAAGGUCAACAGACCCAAAACAGUUCACAACGAAGCUGAACGACCAGCCGUUCCCAAAAACAGCUUGGUCUUACUUUUACCAGUGGAGACCUUGCUGGUUUAUCAUUUGCAUACUGGAAAGGCCCCAGAGGCGAGCAACUGGAACUAUACCAAAUAACAAAUCAAUCCUGGUACCAUCUUGGCAGUGAUUAUUGCCGACGACAGGGCGUAGCCACAGCCUUCUUGGACAAUCAGUCUGACAACCAAUGGAAGAAAGCUGCUGGAGUCAGUGGUCAGCUUUACGGGAUGUUCCAGUUUGGAACAAGAACCGAUGACCUUUUUAAAUCCGUGAACAGGCAGUGAACGUUCGAGGAGACGAUGUUGAAAACAUAUUGUUCCAGAAAGAGAUUCUUGGUGCAUUUUCGUGGGGAGCUGAGCCCAGAGAUAUAGGGGUUGCAAAUAUUUCCCUAGCAUGUUCCGACUGACUUGACCUUACAUUUAACCUUUUUGAUAACUAUGUGGUGGAGACUCUGGUGUAUACUGCAGGAAAAUCUCUGUCAGAUUCCAAGUUCAAUCCCAGAUACAACUGGAGUAGUCCUGCCUCCAUCACAACAUGCACGUUGCCUUCUUCGUUGACUCCAGCGUCGAUCUGAACAACUUCAUUCAAAAGGCAGAGCUGAAGGCUGCCAGGAAUAUGUUCCCUCAGUUUAAACUGAAUAGAAUUGUUGAUGUGCCGACAUUAGGGGCUAGCGUUCCUGUAUCACAGUACAGUGAAGAGUUCACUGAUGGACCUCUGAAAGGUUUCAACUACGUGUUUGCUAAAGGUCCAGCAGGGGAACAGCAAUCCUUUGUUGAGAUCAAGGGUCCAGCGGAAGCCAAACUGAAGUCAUCCCUGUUGCGGUAUUCGGCUGUCACCACAGCCUUCAAGGAGACGAAUCCGUGGGCCAGAAAAGAAUAUGACUCGUUUUGUUCGAAAUAUUCCAGUAACCCUGUUAUAGGCUGAAAUAAUAUCCGAAAAUAAAGCUCAUUUAUUGAACAGUACAGAUAUGUCAAAUGGAAAGACAAAUCCGUGUGUCAGAAAAGAAUUUGACUCCUGUUGUUCUAGAUA